GGGCCGCGCUCAGUGCGGAGCGCCCUCUACCCCCGGCCACACGUUCCGAACUCUCGGCCGCCGCUCGCCGGGCGGGCGGCGCAGGGCCGCGCCUGUUCGUCUCCUCACGGCCGCGGGAGGAAGCGGCUGCCGUGCGCCGUGGGCUCCCAGCGAUGCGGCUCUGCCAGAGGAUGUGUUUGUCUGUGAUAACUUCCUUCCAAUUCUGGCAUUUUCAGCCCUACCCAGAGGAGAUAGUGAGGUAAUGCCAUAUUUGGGACUAAGAUAUGGAAAGCAGGGAUGUGGUGAAUUCUGGACAAGAAACCCCUUCAUCCUCUGCAGACUCUGAUGUCAGAAACACCCACAGCUCUGUCUGUAACUUGAAUUCUAACAGAAGUCCUUCAUCCAAUCCCAAUGGAGUUUCUGGUUACUCAGGGAAUACCAGGUCCUCAUUAAAGCCUGGUUCUGUUGAGCUGCUUGCCUCCUUUAUGCAAGAUAUCCAGAACAUUGGACAUGCUGACUCAGAAAUUGUGAGGAACUGUGAGACAAGGUGGCUUCAGCUACUGAGGCUGGUAGAAAAACAAUGCCAGGAACAAAUAAAUGCCCAGCAAGAGCAGUUCCACCAUCAAAUCCAGCUGAUUCAGGAUGAGAUAAAGCAGCUGGUGAGGUUGCAGAGCAGCAGGAGCCGGGCUUUGCUCACAGACACCUUUCCCAUGGGGAUGCGCUCGGAGGCGUUCGAGGAGCAGGAGAGCCUGGUGAGCCAGCUGAGAUCCGCCGAGGGGGAGGCACGGCAGGAAUGUGCCGGCAGCGAGGCCUCCAUGAACAGCGGCUACGGCUCCCUGUCCACCUGCGAGCUGAGCCCCGCCCAGCCCGGCUCAGGAGCGGGGCCGCACCGAGAUACAGACGGCUCCCAAAAUAAAGGAGAACUUUCAGCAAAAAAAACAGAGGGAAAUCGUUCUGUGGGACAGAGUGAUGUUUUAGUUGUUCCUGCUGGGUUUGAACAUAAAGCUGAUGAGGAUCAUCAACAUGGGAAAAAACCCAGUAGAUCUUUAACAUCAUGGGCACAAAAGUUGAAGCAAACCCAUCCAAAAAGAGUUACUGCAGAUGAAGCAUGUGUGAACUCUAUGCAAGAAAAUGAGAGAAUGAAGAGGUUGCCACUUGAGAGUACAAACCUUACUGAUGCUGCUUUGCCACCAUACACUUUUUACCUCAAUCAACCCAAGGAAAGUCCAAAUUCCGUAGUGUCAGAAGCUUCAGGACUUUCAUACUGGAAGUUAGAUGAAAAGGAGAUGUAUCAUACUUUACCAGAGAAUUUCAGAAGUGAGUUGCCUGAUGUUUUCUCCACAAAAGUAACACCAGUUCAGUUGCCUUCUGCUGAUGAAAGGAAGUUAUCAUCACUGAAGGAUAUUUAUCAUAAAAGACAAAGGGAGAACAAGCAGAUGCCAGACCAGAGUUUUAUGCCUCCUUCCCAGCCAAGUCACCCACCAGAGAUCUUGACUUUGGACCCAACCCUGCAUAUGAAACCAGGCCAGCAGAACCAGGGACGCUGUUUUUUCAAUGCUCCUGAAGACUCCACUCCCUUUUCUCCGGAUUCUAUGGCAGAGCCUGGAUUUCCAAGUCAUUGUGACACAGACUCUUUUUCACAGACAAGUCAUUCAUCUCAGUUAGAUGAUUCUCCAACACAGCCUGCCAGCAGCAGAGCUGUGCACUUGGACUUGUGGAGAAAUCACCCAUUCCAUGGUGAGAACAGGGCCAGCUCUCCCUUCCCAGUUGCAUACAGGGAUGCUGACAACGAUCAUUCAGUCAACACUGAGGAGGAAGAAACACUGACUCUAACUCCAUCUUCUGUUACUCAGUGUGCUGACAGCAGUUUGCCAGAUUACAGCCUUUCAGUGGCAUCUGUUGAAGAUCCUGUGGUAAUGUCAAAGAUUAGGCAGAACCUGAGGGAAAAGCAUGCUCGACACAUUGCUGAUCUACGAGCUUACUAUGACUCUGAGAUACAGAUCUUAAAACAGCAGCUGGAGUCAAGCCACAGAACUGCUGCAUCCCAGGACCUGAAGAAAAUCAAUCAAAGCCUUGCUGACAGGUGUGAUCAGUUAGAUGCAGCUCUGAAUGAAGCAAGUGCUCGCAUAAAAGCCCUUGAAAAUAAGAAUAAUCUGCUAGAAAAGCAGGUGGCAGACUGGAGAGAGCGUUUCUAUUCCAUCAGUGACAAUUCCAAAGUGCUGCAGGAGCGGCUGGAGGAAAUGCGCACAAGCCACAAGGAGAAGGACAACACCAUCAGCCGCCUGAAAUCCAGGCUCAAGGAGCUGGAGGAGGCUGUUGAGAAGUUAUCUUACAAGUUAGCUGACAAUACAAACACAAGGCUCCAGGAGGAAAACAAAAUGUUUCAAAAUCUUUUAGGAGAAUACGAGUCCCUUGGAAAAGAACAUGAAAGAGUCAAGGAUACAUUAAAUACAACUGAAAACAAAUUGCUUGAUGCAAACACAGAGAUUUCUGAUUUGAAAAGGACAAUUUUAAAACUUGAAGCUCAACUCAAGCAGGUGGAACAUGAAAAUGCCCUGAAACUUCGCCAUAUAAGUGAAAAUAGUUUAAGAACCUCUUGUGCCAACAAGUUGGGAACUCCUGAUGUCAGCAGGAGAAAGUGGUUGAUUCCAGGAGCUGAAUAUUCCAUUUUCACUGGGCAGCCUUUGGAGGGCCAGGAAAGCCCCAAAGACAACAGGCUGGAAGAAACCUAUAUUCCUUGUAGGCACAAUUCUCCUCCUGAGAAGGACUCCUCACAGGAAGAUUCUUCAACAAACACAAUAGAAAAGAAAGAAAAUGAGAUGUCAGAAGCACCAAUUAUAAAAGCCUUUAGAGAACUUGAAGAAGGAAAAAUAUUUAAAGAUUGGGGUACCCAGACAGAAAAAGAAGAUGCACCAGCUAAGCCAUCAACUCGACGUCAGACUGUUGGGUUUGUUGAACCUUCUUUGGUUGCAAACCGAUCUCCAGAGAAAGGGAAGGACCAGCACAGACCCAAACGGUUCAGCUCCCCCUCUGGCCAGAGGUCAUCGUCCCUUCCUCCUGCCAACAGGAAAUCCAACACUCCCACAAGAAGAGAGAUAAUGCUGGCACCAGUGUCUGUGACAUACAGCCCAAAACGAUCUCCAAAAGAAAACCUCUCUCCUGGAUUUAGCCAUUUGCUCAGCAGAAAUGAAAACACAGUGACAAGAUUUGAUAUACUUCUAGAUGACCUGGAAACUGGUGCUACUUCUACUUUACAGCACAAUAAUCCAAGGAAAAGGCUCCAGUUUCACUCACUAGAUGAUGUAGAAGGAAGGCAGCAUUCGGGUGUCAGACACAGCUCCUGUACUGAAUCUGUCAGUAAUGGAAUGAAGAAAGCAGCAGCUUGGGAGGAGAGGAGCCAAAGAUAUGAGGCAGAGCAAUCACCUUGUGAGGAAGAUUUCAAGUACACAGCAAGGAUUACAACUCUGGCUGAAACAGAGAGGCUUUUUGAUGAGCUGACUCACGAAAAGCAACAGAUUGAGGCUGCACUGAGCCGAAUCCCUUGUUCUGGUGGAAGAAUGACCUUGCAAGCAAGACUAAAUCAGGAAGCCCUGGAAGAUCGUUUGGAAAGAAUUAAUAGAGAAUUGGGGUUAAUACGAAUGACUCUGAAAAGAUUUCAUGUUUUAAGAACCUCUGCAAAUCUUUGACAGUUCUCUCUUGACUGCAAAUAUUCUUUUUUUUUUUUUUUUUGCACUAAUAUAUAAGGAUGCACUCAGUAAAUGCAAAUCAUUUUGUAUUUUUAUAAACCCUGAAAAGUAGUUUUGCAACCAUGUUACCCUUUACAAACAGCAAUAUUUUGUACUUCAAACAGCCACCUCUAUUUUAAACGUAUUUUUGUUACACCUGAGAAAUCAAUGUUUAUCCUGUAUUGUAAUAUUUUUAGAAAUAUUAAUUAUUUUUAAAUAGUGAUAUUCAAUUUAUAAUAAGAAACUAAAAGGCAGCUUGUUUUCAGAAAAAAUGAUAGUGUGACCCUUUUGCACUUGGUUUUCCUCCACCGUUUUAUAAAUAUUUAUGGUGUGAUGUAAAUAUUAGCCAGGAGGAGAUUUUGGACUUUAAUACAAAAAUCAACAUGAGUUACCUGUGUUGAAGAGAACCACUGUUCUGUGGUAAAUCCUUUAAUUUAAACCUUUAACAUGGAUAUUUCUCGUUGUGACAGAACUGUGAGCAAUACUUGCACUGUGGCUGGCUGGGGCAGGAAAACCCUUCUGAUUUAUCUGAUGUCUCCCAGCAGUCACAGUGAGGGUGUUUUGAUACUGUGAGUACCAGGAUUCACCUGGCAGCAGCCUCCUGUCUCCCAGUGAACAACUCCACUCCAGCUGAUACUCCAGGACUGGAAUUCCUUUCCUGAAGUUACUGGUUCCAUGUGCCAGACUGGGUUUCAUGCCAGUGUUCUGUUCGUGUACAUUUCAUGUAUUUGUGAACAUAAAACAAUUUUUUCUCGGUGAAAAAAUACAUAUUUGCCAGUUGUCAUAUUGUUGCAUUACUGUCCAACAUUGAUAUUUUGGUUUGUAUUUUAAUAUUAAAUAAAUGUUUAAUUAGA
Molecule: messenger RNA, 4558 nt
Organism: Oenanthe melanoleuca
Lineage: Eukaryota; Metazoa; Chordata; Aves; Passeriformes; Muscicapidae
Gene: MPHOSPH9
Product: M-phase phosphoprotein 9
Exons: 25
Coding region: 264-3665 (1133 amino acids)
Cellular component (GO): centriole
Source: RefSeq, a predicted model, not a curated record